CCGUGGUAUAGACACCUCUUCCAGAACUUCUAGAGGUGAGACCACUCAUAGUAGACUCUGAAACAUGGAUUCAGACGCCUUGCAAACCUUCCAGAAUGAACUCAUCUGUUCCAUCUGUUUGAACUACUUCAUAGACCCCGUCACCAUAGACUGUGGGCACAGCUUUUGCAGUCCCUGCUUGUGCCUCUGCUGGGAGGAAGCCCAAACUCCAAUGCGCUGCCCUGAGUGCAGGGGAAUAUCAGAGAAGCCAGAUUUCAGAACGAAUAUUGUACUCAAGAGGCUGGCUUCCCUUGCCAGACAGACCCGAGCCGACCAGGUCAAGAGCUCUGAGGAGCAGAUGUGUGUGGCACACAGAGAAGCAAAGGGGCUCUUCUGUGAGGUUGACAAGAAUCUGCUCUGCGGGUCCUGCUCUGAAUCCCCAGAGCAUGAGGGUCACAGCCACAGUCCAGUACAAUGGGCCGCUGAGGGAUACAGGGAGAAACUUCUAAAGAGAAUGGGCUCUUUAUGGAAAGUGACUCAAGAAAUGCAAGAUAAUCUGAACGAGGAAACUACCAAAACCCAGAUUUUAGAGGACUACGUGGCCUUAAGGAAGGUGAUGAUCAAAGCUCACUAUCAGAAGAUGCAUCUAUUUCUCCGUGAGGAGGAGCAACUCCAGCUGGAGACACUGGAGAAGGAAGCAAAGGAGAUUUUCCAACAACUCAAGGAAAGUGAAUUCAGAAUGACCCAACAGAAAGAAAGCCUGAAAGAAAUGUACAGAGAGCUGACUGAGAUGUGCCACAAGCCUGACGUGGAGCUGCUCCAGGACUUGGGAAAUGUACUGGAAAGGAGCGAAUUGGUGCAGACGCAAAAGCCUCAGCCAGUGAACCCGGAGCUCACUUCACGGCGCAUCACUGGACUCCUAGACAUGCUGAACAGCUUCAGAGUGGAUGACGUUCUGAGUCAGGAAAGGACCAGUCACUAUAUGAGCCUUUCUGAGAACGUUACAAGUGCGAUAUUUGGAGAAGGCCAUCACGGCGUUUCCAGAGAGUCCCAGGGAGCGGCAAGUUUUGCAGUGUGGGGAGCUCAGGCCUUCACCUCCGGCAAGCAUUACUGGGAGGUGGAUGUGACACACUCCUCAAGCUGGAUUCUGGGAGUCUGUAAAGAUUCCUUGACCGGCGAUACGGAUGUUGUUGAUGCUGAGGAAGCAUUUCUGCUAUUUUCUUUGAAGACGAACAAUCGUUACGGUCUCUCUACCAACUCCCCGCUCUUAAUUCAGUACGUGAAAAGGCCUCUGGGUAGGAUUGGAGUAUUUCUGGAUUAUGACAGUGGCACUGUGAGCUUCUAUGACGUUUGCAAAGGUUCCCUCAUAUAUAGUUUCCCUCCUGCCUCCUUCUCUUCCCCUCUGAAGCCUUUCCUUUGCUUUGGUUCCCCAUGAAAAGUCAGAUUUCAUGACCAUUUAUCUCAUGAACUUCCAUGUGUUAGGAAACUCCUGUACUCGAGCCUUUUUGUGUGAGGCAACCUGAGCGUCUAGAGCACAUUGUAACGUAAGGGAACAUAGUUAUUGUAUGUUUAUGAAAUGACAUGACCAUGAUGA
Diceros bicornis minor is the source of this 1573-nucleotide messenger RNA. RefSeq names its product tripartite motif-containing protein 64C-like. The record is from RefSeq and is a predicted model, not a curated record. Lineage: Eukaryota; Metazoa; Chordata; Mammalia; Perissodactyla; Rhinocerotidae. The transcript has 7 exons. Gene Ontology annotation, molecular function: zinc ion binding; protein binding. The coding region runs from base 65 to 1414 and encodes 449 amino acids.